UCAUGGCUUGCUUGGUGGACCAAGGCCCAAGCCCUUCAACGAGUAAUUUUGGUAGCAGCAAUUUUUUUUUUUUUUGCGCAUUGAGAUUAGUUGUUUUUCCUUUUUUGGACGGCUACUGAGAUUUAUAUCUUCGAGCUCUUUUUUUUUUUUUGGGAUUCGGUGAAGCAGGAAGAUGUUCAAGAACACGUUUCAGUCCGGGUUUCUGUCUAUUUUGUACAGUCUAGGAAGUAAGCCUCUUCAAAUAUGGGAUAAAGAAGUGGAGGAUGGCCAUGUGAAGCGUUGCCAUGAUGAUGACAUUCAAUCCAAUGUGCUAGAAGUAGUUGGAUCAAACAUCCAGUCUACAUUCAUUACAUGCCCAGCUGAUCUUUCCGCAACUCUUGGUAUCAAACUUCCCUUCUUGGUCCUGGUAGUGAAGAAUAUGAAGAAAUAUUUCUCCUUUGAGAUUCAGAUUCUCGAUGACAAGAAUGUUCGCCGGCGUUUCCGAGCUUCUAACUUUCAAUCUGUGACUAGAGUGAAGCCAUAUAUCUGCACAAUGCCACUGAAGAUGGAUGAGGGAUGGAAUCAAAUCCAGCUGAACUUAGCUGAUCUUACUAGGAGAGCUUAUGGGACUAAUUAUGCUGAGACAUUGCGAGUUCAGGUUCAUGCUAACUGCCGUCUCAGGCGUAUAUAUUUUGCUGACCGUCUCUACUCAGAAGAGGAGCUUCCUCCGGAAUUCAAGCUCUAUCUUCCAGUGCAGAAAGCAUGAAAUGUUCAUUCCGGAUGCUUCCGCCACUGUCGUGGUACGCAGGAAAACUACUGCAAACUAUAUCAGAUUUAGACCUAGAGCGUCUACAUUAGGUGAUAGUUUUUCGAUCUCGCUUGUAGCACCCAUGGUAAUUAGAGUUUGCCUUACCAUGAGUGUGUUUGACUUGUGUUAAAAAAUUUCAUGAAAUAAGAUUAUAGACGCUUAAGAUUUUCAAUGAAUAUGGUACAUGAUCUU
Messenger RNA from Eutrema salsugineum, 979 nucleotides. RefSeq names its product cilia- and flagella-associated protein 20. The transcript has 5 exons. The record is from RefSeq and is a predicted model, not a curated record. The coding region runs from base 173 to 745 and encodes 190 amino acids. Lineage: Eukaryota; Viridiplantae; Streptophyta; Magnoliopsida; Brassicales; Brassicaceae.